UUUACCGGGGGCGGCCCCGGCGGUGCGGCAGGAGCGGCGGCGGCGAAGCAGCAGCAGGCGAGGCAGCGGCGGCCUGACAGGAGAGGCCGAGCCCCCCUGCGCGGGUCUGCCAGCCGGGGGCGAGCGGGCAUGAGGAGGCCCCGCCGGGCAGCGCCGCCGCAAGCGCCACGCAGCGGCGACCAGGGACUUGCGCGGCGGCCCUGACAGGACGCGCGGAGCGGGCAUGGCGGCGGCGCUUCUGGGGCUGGCGCGGCGGUGGUCGCCGUCGGGGCCGGCCCUCGCCCUUGCCUUGGCCCUCGCCCUGGCCGGCAUGGGCGGCUGGACCCGCGCCAAGAUUUGCCCAAGUAUGAAAAUCCGCAACGACCUAACCUACAUCAGGGAACUUGAGAACUGCACUGUGGUUGAGGGGCACUUGGAGAUCCUUCUCAUGUUUGGAACCAAGACUGAUGACUUCCGAGCUCUUAGCUUCCCCAAGCUCACGAUGAUCACAGAGUACUUACUGCUGUUCCGGGUCUACGGCCUGGAAAGCCUCAAGAAGCUUUUCCCCAACCUCACCGUCAUCCGCGGGACUGUCCUGUUCUUCAACUACGCCUUGGUCAUCUUCGAGAUGGUUCACUUGAAAGAGGUUGGCCUUCACAGCCUGAUGAAUAUCACGCGGGGGGCUGUGCGGAUCGAGAAGAAUGCGGAACUGUGCUACUUGUCCACCAUUGAUUGGUCUCGGAUUGUGGACUCUGUUGAAGACAACUAUAUUGUCGACAAUAAGCGGGACGAGGAGUGUGGGGAUGUGUGCCCAGGAACAGCGCAAGGGAAAAGCAUGUGUUCGCCAACGGUGAUCAAUGGCAUUUUCAUAGAGCGAUGCUGGAGCCAUGAGCGUUGCCAGAAAGUGUGCCCUUCUCCAUGCAAGUCUCAGGGCUGCACCCCAGAUGGCGACUGCUGCCACUCAGAGUGCCUGGGCAACUGCCUGGAGCCUGGCAACGAGGAGAAGUGCCUGGCAUGCCGCCGCUUUAACCUGAACGGCAAGUGCGUGGAGAUGUGCCCGCCGGGCUACUACCGCUUCGGAGGCUGGCGCUGCGUCAGCUUCGACUUCUGCCAGGAGCUGCACAACAAGUGCAAGAUCGCCCACCAGUCCAACUGCCACGUCGUCCACAACGGCGAGUGCGUCCCCGGCUGCCCUUCCGGGUACACCAUGAACUCCACCAACCUGCUCUGCACACCAUGUGAAGGGCUCUGUCCCAAAGUCUGCGACGUCUUGAACAGAGAGAAGACGAUCGAUUCGGUGACAGCUGCGCAGAAGCUCCAGGGCUGCACCGUUGUGAACGGGAGCUUGAUCAUCAACAUUCGCGGAGGAAGCAACAUAGGCGCCGAGCUAGAAGCCAACCUUGGUUUGAUCGAAGAGAUCACGGGCUACUUGAAGAUCCGCCGCUCCUACGCUCUGGUCUCCCUCUCUUUCUUCCGCAAGCUCCGUCUCAUCCGAGGGCAGUCGUUGGAAGCAGGGAACUACUCCUUCUAUGCCUUGGACAACCAGAAUCUCCGCCAGCUCUGGGACUGGAGCAAGCACAACCUCACCAUUGCCCGAGGGAAGCUCUUCUUCCAUUACAACCCCAAGCUGUGCCUGUCGGAGAUUGACAAGAUGGAGGAGAUCUCGGGGGCGAAAGGGCGCCAGGAGAAGACUGACAUCGCACUCAAGACCAACGGCGACCAGGCCUCCUGUGAGAACGAGGUGCUCAAGUUCUCCCAGAUAAAAACGACCUGUGACAAGAUCAUGCUGAAGUGGCAGCCCUACUGGCCGCAAGACUUCCGUGACCUCCUCGGCUUCAUGCUCUUGUAUAAGGAAGCUCCCUUCCAGAACGUGACAGAGUUUGACGGCCAGGAUGUCUGCGGCUCCAACAGCUGGAUGGUGGUGGACAUUGACCCUCCAAACCGGUCUAACGAUGGAAAGCCGCCCCCACACCCAGGGCUCCUGCUUCGCGGCCUGAAACCUUGGACGCAGUAUGCCAUUUUUGUGAAGACCCUGAUCACCCACUCAGAUGAGCGCAAGACAUACGGGGCAAAGAGUGAGAUCAUCUACGUCCAGACCAACGCCUCAGUGCCAACUGUCCCCCUCGAUCCGAUCUCCGUUUCCAACUCUUCGUCGCAGAUCAUCCUGAAGUGGAAGCCGCCCUCUGAUCCCAACGGGAACAUCACACACUACAAGGUGUCCUGGGAAAAGCAGCCUGAAGACAGCGAACUGUAUGAGCUGGACUACUGCCUGAAGGGCUUGAAGCUGCCCUCCCGGACGUGGUCCCCCCCUCUGGAAUCCGAAGACCUCCACAAGCCCAACGUGAGCGAAAGUGAGGAGACUGGCCCGGAGUGCUGCGCCUGCCCCAAAACGGAGUCUCAGAUCCUGAAGGAAACGGAGGAGUCUGCCUUCCGGAAGGCCUUUGAGAACUACCUCCAUGACGUGGUCUUCAUGCCCAGGCAACCAGUGAGGAGGCGGAGGAAUGUCGGCAGCCUUGCCAACAGCACUGCAGUGUCUCUGACUGCCCCGGUCUCUGCAAACAUCUCCACGGCAGCCCCCGGCAGCCCGGACGAGCCCAGGCCCUUCACAAAGGUGGUCUUCAAGGAGUCUGUCGUCAUCUCCAGCCUGCAGCACUUCACAGGCUACCGGAUUGAAAUCCAGGCCUGCAACCAUGAAGCCCCCAAGGAGUGCAGCAGCGAGGCCUACGUUAGUGCCAGGACCAUGCCAGAAGCCAAAGCAGACAACAUUGUUGGGCCAGUGACCUAUGAGCUGAUGGAGAAGAACAUCAUCCACCUGAAGUGGCAGGAGCCAAAAGAGCCAAAUGGGCUGAUCAUCCUUUACGAGGUGAAUUACUGGCGCCUCGGAGACUUGGAGGAGCAGCGCCACUGUGUCUCUCGACGGCAGUUCUCCUACCACCAGGGCUGCAAGCUGCGGGGCCUGCAGCCAGGCAAUUACAGCGUGCGCAUCCGAGCCACCUCGCUGGCCGGGAACGGCUCCUGGACAGAGCCCGUCUACUUCUACGUCUAUGACUACUUUAAUCCUCCCACUAACCUUGUGGGCAUUAUCGUUCCAAUCAUUUUUGCCAUCUUCUUCUUGGUGGUCAUUGGAGGCGCCUAUGUCUUUGUCAAGAAAAGGCAAACAGAAGGACCGACGGGCCCACUCUACGCAUCCUCCAACCCAGAGUAUCUCAGCGCCAGCGAUGUUUACAUCCCUGACGAGUGGGAGGUCCCUCGGGAAAAGAUUGCCCUCCUCCAGGAACUGGGCCAGGGCUCCUUCGGCAUGGUGUACGAGGGGAUCGCCAAAGACAUUGUGAAGGGCGAGGCGGAGACGCGGGUGGCCGUGAAGACAGUGAAUGAGUCUGCCAGCCUGCGGGAGCGCAUUGAGUUCCUCAACGAGGCUUCUGUCAUGAAGGGGUUCAGCUGCCACCACGUGGUCCGCCUCUUAGGGGUGGUGUCGAAAGGACAGCCCACCCUAGUUAUCAUGGAGCUGAUGGCCCACGGAGACCUGAAAAGCUACCUGAGAUCCUUGCGCCCAGAGGCAGAGAACAAUCCUGGCCGCCCACCGCCAACUCUUCAAGAGAUGAUCCAGAUGGCCGCCGAGAUUGCGGAUGGCAUGGCUUACCUAAACGCCAAGAAGUUUGUCCACAGAGACUUGGCAGCGCGGAACUGCAUGGUAGCUGAAGACUUCACCGUCAAAAUUGGAGACUUCGGCAUGACCAGGGACAUCUACGAGACGGAUUACUACCGCAAAGGAGGCAAGGGGCUGCUACCAGUGCGGUGGAUGGCCCCGGAGUCUCUGAAGGACGGGGUCUUCACUGCCUGCUCUGACGUGUGGUCUUUCGGUGUCGUCCUUUGGGAGAUCAGCAGCUUGGCAGAGCAGCCCUACCAAGGCCUCUCCAACGAGCAGGUCUUGAAGUUCAUCAUGGAUGGGGGUUGCCUGGAGCAGCCAGAGAACUGCACAGAGAGGCUCCAUAACCUCAUGCAGCUGUGCUGGCAGUACAACCCCAAGAUGCGCCCUUCCUUCACGGAGAUCAUCGAGAUGCUGAAGGAUGACCUUCACCUGACCUUCCAGGAUGUCUCGUUCUUCUACAGCGAGGAGAACAAGCCACCGGAGACAGAGGAGUUCGAGAUGGACUUUGAGAACAUGGAGAGUAUCCCUCUUGACCCGGCCUCUUCUUCGCAGCGGGGCGAGGCCCUGGGGCGGGACGAUGGGCUCUCUGUGGGGCUCAGAGGGAACUACGAGGAGCACAUCCCGUACACUCACAUGAACGGAGGCAAGAAAAACGGGCGCAUCCUGGCUCUGCCCCGCUCCAUCCCCUCCUAAGGGGCUUCGUGUUCCCCCUUCUCCUUCCCCUUCGGCUAUUUCUCUCUACACAAAUCUCAGGACUUGCAGUAUUGCUGACACAGCGGGAUGAGACACACCAGGGACUUGCUUUCUAUCAAGAGGAAGUUUUUAAUUAUUGGAGGAUUAUUAUAACGACCUUUUUCAGGGUGGGGGCACGUCAUGUUACUGCGUGUUUCUGUUUUGGGGUUUGUUUUUAGUUUUUGGGGGACGGCACAAACGUUGACUCGCUGUCAGCAGACUUCCAAUCUGUGAAAGACAACCCGGCAAUUUUGUGGCUGCUGAUUUCUGCCUCCACCCGACCUGACUCUUGCACAACUCUGGUUUUUAGAUGGGAAGUGACUUCACGUGAUGAGGUUGGAGAGGAGGAGGAGGAACCUUCUGAUCCCAGUAUUGGGGGGUCUUUUCGCUGGGUGACGAAGCAGACCCAGGCCAGGAUGUUGAUCCCAAGCAGAACCCAGAAGCUUUUCUCACCUGCUAACCCUCUUUGGAGAGGAUUUCUUGCAAUUUACCUUUUGUUAUUUUUAUGAAUAGGCUGAAGGAUCUUCAAGACGUGUCAGACACAGAUCUGUCUGUUUUUCCUCCCUCCGAUUUGACCAACCAUUGCUGCUUUUCUUAAUGGGUUAAUCGGUGUGUGUGUGUGUGUAUGGGUGCGUGCGCUAAGUGAAUGAGUGUGCGCAUAUAGAUAUAUCUACAUGGAGGUGUCUGUGGAAAUGGGUGAACUUUUUGUACAUAUCAGUUUUAUCUGACCGCAGGAGUGAGAGCACGUCACUGUUCUCUAUGCCUGCCCCCCCCCAAAAAAAACUUCCCCUCCCCGUGGCAUGAAUGAAUUCUGAAUAGAAUAUUUUUAUACUGAAGAACGUUUGGGGUGAGGGGUUCCCCACCCCAUUUUUCAGCAAAACGAGGUAGCCAAAGUUCAGUAGCCAACAUCCUCUUUAGGAUUUUAUGAGUGCUUUCAAGACUUAAGCCAGGCAAAGCGAGCCAUGUCCCCCUCCCCUUUCCUGCCCCCCACUUCUCCAAAGCCCACUUAAUAGCAUUAAAUGUAUAUACGUUUGUUGUGACAUAUUUAAGUCUGCAGUAUAGUGAACCUCCCUAUAAAUUAUUGAUGCCUUCCUUGCUCCUUCAAGGGGGGGGGGGGAAAGGCUUGCUUGGUAGAUCUUAGAGCUGAGUCCUUAAGUGUCUGAAAGCGGGGAGUUUUAUUUUCUGUUUUGGCAGAAUUAAGUAACCACACUAGGAAAGCUUGGUUCACAGAUCUGUACUUUGACACGCGAGUAAUAGAGUUGCGUAUGUGUGCACAUUUGUGUCUUUUCUCUAAACCCGUAGCUGCCGUACAAAUCCUGAAGCCAGUCCACUGCUGAAGGUGCGAACCCCUUUCCGGCUGGAGAUUUUGCAGCUUGGGAGAUUGUGAGGACCACCUCCGUUUGGUGGGUGGCUUGCUUUCUUCCCCCCUCCCCAAAUCUUGCUGCACGUGCCCUCUGACCAGAGCUAGGGAAGAGCCACAUACACGCACACACACCCUUCCCUCUUCCUUCUACAUACCCAACCACCCACAAUCCCCUGGAAAGCCUUCUGGCACAUGACCCAAUAGUCCACACCUUCUUGACAUGUAGCUGCUGUCUGCAAGCAGGCCUUACUGCAGCCGCCCCAACCUGCUGCCUUCCUCUUCUCCUUGGACUACAACUCCCAUCAUCAUCGUCAUCCUUGAUCGUCCAGCAACAGGGUUUUUCUUUGGGGGCGGGGGGAGCUGCCUUUUAAUUCCAGCAGACCAAAGCAGGUCCAUCUUGCUCUACAUCCCAUUCCCAGGAUAAAGGGAACUUCCCUGCCCUCCCCUUUCCUUUCCCCACCCAUUCUCAAUAGCGUUCAGAGGCCUCCCUCUGGGUUUAGAGUUUCUGUUGGAUCCAAUACGGUAGCCCUUGAUUCAACCUCUGGGGUCACAGCUGAUUGGCAGAGCCAGCUGCUUCGCUUGCAAGAGGGUCAUUCCCCGACCGACCAGCAUCUCCAGGUACAGGCGAGAAAAGACCCCUGCCUGCAGAUCUGAAGCCGUUCCUGAUGAACUGCUAGAUGAACCGUCUGCCUGACUUGGUAGAAAGACAGCUUCCUCAUUCAAUCACAUCUUUGUCUUUAGGGGAAAGGCACCGUGCUUUGCAGGCAGAAGGCACCAAAUUCAAUCCCUGAGGCAUCUCCAGGUAGGCAUCCCCAAAAGACGCCCGUCUAAAACCCAGGAGAGCUGCUUCCAGUCAGUGCCGACACCACAGAGCUAGAUGGACAAACGGUCUGACUCUGACCUGCUUCCUGUGUCCCCCUUGCCAUUACCCCCCCCCCUUUUAGAGACAUCUGCUAGCUAGAAACGGGGGAGGGGUGCAGGGGGAUGGCACAUCUUUACAAAGGGGAGAUUUUCUCUUCUUACGUGAGGCCUUUCUGCCUGGCGGCCCUUGUUUCUUUUUCUGCUAAAGCAGGAGGGUGUAGCAAUGUCUGUCUGUCUCUCCUGUGCGAGAAUUUCACCCUCUUGAGCAGCUGUUUGUUCCUUUUUAAGGUAGCUUCUUCCUCAAUUUAAGGGUCUCUUCUCCCCCCCCCCGCCAUUGCCGCCCUCCCCAAAGUUGCUCUUCAACUUUCCUGUUCUCUAGGCCUGCCUUUGCCCUAGUCAGCCCCACAAAGGAGAAUCCACUCUCCUCCUCCUCAAAAUUUCUUGGUGACCCAGCUCAGAUUUUGAAGUGUGCUCUUCAGCCCAAGGUGAUUUCAUCUGAUGAAAUAAGAUGUCGCCAAAAUCCCUCUUUACCUCUCGUGUGUUUUCCUGUCUUUUGAAAUAAGCUUUUUUAAAACAAAAAAAACAAAAAACCUCUUUCCAUAUAAUGUGAAUCAUCGUCAUUAUGAAAAAAAUCAAACCAGAAUCUUGUUUUCUUGAUGGAAUACGUAAACUUUUAGGCCUUAUAAAAUAGAUGGGUUUUAAACAAAACAAAUUGCACACGGUGGUUCUGUGUGUUCCUCGCAUCCACUUGCCUUCAUCAGUUUUCCUUCAAUGAAAAUAUGCUUUGAUUUCUGUUUUUAUGUCCUUUUUGAGCAUGAAGGGGAAUGGAGAUUUGAAUUUGGAAGGGGGCUGCAAUGGCAGAACGGCAGCUGGAGAGAGACAUUUUAUUUGGGAUUUGCCUCUUGCAGGAAACCAGAGAAUGGUUCUUUACUGGGGGGGGGUGUCAUUGUUAAGAACUGUCUUAAGGGCCCCUCCAGACUGGUGGACGUUUGUCUUUGUAGGUGCGUUCUGCAACGUGGCAUUGAUGCAAUAAAUAGCGCAUUAGUGGUGGAUUUAUACUGGACCAUCCACACAUCCUUCUGCUUUAUUUGUUGUUCUGCAGUGUUGUCGCAUUACUGCUGUCCGGAGGGGCACUCUUGUGCACUAUAGCACAAUAAAACCAAACUAAAACUCUGGAAUAUUUGUGGUAUGAAAAGUUAACAGAUUUCAACAGGAUGUUAUGGCACAUGUACUGAUUGGAAAUGAAGCCACAUGGGCACCCUGGGACCUCUGCAGGUGCGAACAGCAUGGAAAGCAGGAUGACCGACAACCUCACCGAUGGCAUCCUCAGCACGAGUCAUCCUGAGUACACAAUAAGAAAGAUGGCUGGAGAAAACCUGGGACUUGUGCUCUGGGCCUCAGAUCUCCUGCCUCUCACCCCCCCCUUUAAUAAUACUUUACUUCCAGGGCAUCUGGGCAUGCUGCAAAAGCACAGUGCUAGUGAGACGACCCUGCUCCUCAACUAGCCUCACACCAUCUCAAUUUGCCCAGGACAAAGACCCAAACGUUCAACUGUGCCUAUAAACUAGCAUCUGCCAUUUGUUAAAAAAAUUUUGUGCCAAUUCACAUCAGGAGCCUUGUGCUGUUGGGCCUUUUCUGAACCUAGCAGCGACGCCUCUGGCCCUGGUUUGCAGAGAGAGGAGCCCUGGCAUUUGAGAGAGAGAGAGACAUGCUGCGUGGUGCCCAAAAGUCUUCGGUCAUCUCCAGUGUCGGCUCAAGGGAGAGUGGGAUGACUGGACAAGCCAGGAGGAGCAGGGUGUAAAGAGGAGGUGCCGCUUUUCCUAGGAACUGAUGAACCCUCUAGAAACUAGAGGCAAUCUCUGCCCUCAGGUCCUACCUGACACAUUUUUGUUGCUGGAGACAAAGCAGGAUGGCCCCCUUCCCCAUCCUGCAUGCAAAAGCUGACCAGGAUGGACUCAAUUCACAUACUGGCAAAUUCAGGCUGCGCAACUGAGAGUCCAUUGGGAGGGUUUGCCUGUACGUGCUGCAGCAGUGGCAAUUGGAUAGCGUAGUACGUGAAGGCAGCAGGCUACCUGGUUGCUCAGCAGAGUGAGCUGUUCACCUCCACCCGCAGAAUGCACUGCCUGAGGCAGCUUCACUCUGUCUAACGGAAGGGCCGGCUUUCUCGGAUUCCGUAUGGAGGAGGAGGUGGUGCUGUGAGUUGGUCUGGAAUCAGAGCAAGCCAACUUGUGAGACGCCUUGGAUCUGACAGAGGGAAAGGCUGGGGUUGUCUCUCUGGUGUUCCACUUUAAAUGGCCUCUCUUGCCUCCCAAUCACUAACUUUUUCUGCUUGGCUGUUUGCUCCUUCUGCUGAGAUCUACGGCAGCAUUUGCCAACCUGGUGCAACUCUCAUCCGCUGCAGCUGGGGCAGAUGGGAGUUGCAGUCCAGAACGUCUGGAGGGCACCAGAUUGGCAAAGGCUGAUGCAUUUGCUGCCUGGAGUGUUUGUCUUUGUGCCUUGGCCCCUUCGGUCCUCUGUCAGAAUUGUUGGCAGACAACUUGCAAGACUUUGUUUUUUUUAAGUACACAGGUGUUUGUGUGGUUUUUCAUUACGGUCACAUUCUGCGAAGUUCUUGGGAGGUCUGAGUUUCAGCCUGUGUUUCUGGACUUUUGUUUCAUCAACACCUUAUAAAGCAAAGGGGGUGGGAGGGGGGCUUGUGCCUCUCUUUUGCCAAGCGGUUGUGAUGGGUGAGAAAGGAGGAGAGUGGCCCAAGUCAUACUUGAGAGUAGGUCCAUUGAAACAAGUGGAGAUGACUACAACUCCCAUCAGACCCCGCUGGCUGAGAUAGAUCGGAAACCGAGUCUUCUUGGUUGAUUUCAGCAGGUGUCCUCUGAGUUUCCACACUGGCUGGGGCUGAUUGGAAUCAAAUGAUCCCGAUUAUGAAUCAAUGAAUGCAACUCCAGUCAUACUCAAAGGGGGCCCACUGAAAACAACCUAUUUGGCUCCAGCUCCAAGGGGUCUCCUCUGAGUCUGCCUUGGUUGGAUACAGCCCUCUCUCCCACCUGCCUUUUCACCCCCUAUUAUUUUAACCCAACAAUGAGAAGCCUUCGAGCGCUUCUUGAACUCUCCUAGAAGCAAAAACAAUUGUUCACCGUCUGCACAUUGGACUUUUAUCAAUCAUGUAAGCAACACAAUGCUGCUUUGUUGAUUUGUUGUUGUUGCUGCUGCUGCUGCCGCCGCUGCUGCUAUUAAAGGCUGAUCCAGUGUCUUAAAAAAAAGUGUUUAAAAAAUUGCAAUGCAAGCAUUUCUGGGAAAAUGCCAAAUCUCCCAGUUGCCAGAAUGUCAGAAUUGUAACAGACCUUUGCAUGGAGAAGGCCAACCUUGGCUGGCAGGUGGGAGCGGCUCUAAGGACAUCUGUGGUCUGAUUGCAGCCCUUGUACGAGUUUGCCAGCUUUCCAGCCUUGGAGAGUCUGAGAAGCCAGGCCCCCCUUGCUCCGCUUUUCCACAAGUUGGUCUCCAAAUACUGAGAGGUUUUUUUGUUUUUUGCAAGAAAAGGAAAAAAAUACCUCUUGUUUUUAAAAAUAAAAGGAUCAACAUUGUGCCAUGGUUUUAAAAAGAAUUAAUAGAAAAGAUACCCACUUGAUUUUAUUUUUUCAGUGCUUUUCAUAUCAGAGCCAAGCAGUGAUGUGUACAGAGUAUCUUUGAAUAUCAAAUGAAAUUUUUUGCUGUGUGUAAAAUAUUGAACAAUUAACUGUUUAUAUUAAAAAAAAAAGAAAUUCUGAAUAAAUUAUCCAAGAAUGUCA
Molecule: messenger RNA, 10366 nt
Organism: Rhineura floridana
Lineage: Eukaryota; Metazoa; Chordata; Lepidosauria; Squamata; Rhineuridae
Gene: INSR
Product: insulin receptor
Exons: 21
Coding region: 224-4321 (1365 amino acids)
Biological process (GO): positive regulation of MAPK cascade; cell surface receptor protein tyrosine kinase signaling pathway; multicellular organism development
Cellular component (GO): insulin receptor complex; axon; membrane
Molecular function (GO): ATP binding; phosphatidylinositol 3-kinase binding; insulin receptor activity
Source: RefSeq, a predicted model, not a curated record